Molecule: messenger RNA, 803 nt
Organism: Pezoporus occidentalis (night parrot)
Lineage: Eukaryota; Metazoa; Chordata; Aves; Psittaciformes; Psittacidae
Product: 2-acylglycerol O-acyltransferase 2-B-like
Exons: 4
Biological process (GO): diacylglycerol biosynthetic process; triglyceride biosynthetic process
Cellular component (GO): endoplasmic reticulum membrane
Molecular function (GO): diacylglycerol O-acyltransferase activity
Source: RefSeq, a predicted model, not a curated record
CUUGCACAAGCGCUCCCCUUUGCACACCCAUUUGCACAAGACCCCCCCCGGGGGAGCCCAGAGGGGGCGGAACCAACCCCUUUAUAACCAUCGGGUCCUAGCGCCCACCCCCUGUGCUCCCAUUGCCUCCCAUUGCCCCCCGAGUGUCCCCCACUGCCCCCAAUGCCGCUGCACUUCGCCCCGCUCCGGAUCCCGCUCCAGCGCCGGCUCCAAACGGCGGCCGUUCUGCAGUGGGUCUUCUCCUUCCUCGCCCUGGCCCAGCUGUGCACGCUGCUGUUCGCGCUGGCGCUGCGCGGGCCCCUCUGCCUGCCCGCGCUGCUCUACGGGCUCUGGCUGUGGGCGGACCGCGACACCCCCUGCCGCGGGGGGCGCCCUUCCCGCUGGGUCCGCUCCUGGACGCUCUGGGAGUACUUCCGGGACUACUUCCCCAUCUCGCUCCGGCGCACGGCGCCGCUGGAGCCGAACGGGAGCUACCUCCUGGGGCUGCACCCCCACGGCGUCCUGGCCGCCGGCGCCUUCGGCAACUUCUGCACCGAAGCCACGGGGUUCGGGCGCCUCUUCCCGGGGCUGCGCCCGCAGCUCCUGACCCUGCCCGCCUGGUUCCGGGUGCCCCUGCUCCGGGAAUACCUCAUGGCCGGAGGGUUGGUGUCCUCGGAGCGCCGCAGCCUCGAGUUCCUGCUGAGCCGCACCGGGGGGGGCCACGUGGCCGCGAUCGUGCUCGGGGGGGCCCCCGAGGCUUUGGACGCGCACCCGGGGGCGCUGCGCCUGCGCCUGCGGCACCGGACGGGCUUCGUGCGCUGCGC